This is a messenger RNA of Cavia porcellus (domestic guinea pig), 1231 nucleotides long. RefSeq names its product MPV17 mitochondrial inner membrane protein like 2 (gene Mpv17l2). The transcript has 5 exons. The coding region runs from base 32 to 631 and encodes 199 amino acids. Gene Ontology annotation, cellular component: membrane; mitochondrion; cytoplasm. Gene Ontology annotation, biological process: cellular response to reactive oxygen species; mitochondrial ribosome assembly. The record is from RefSeq and is a predicted model, not a curated record. NCBI's taxonomy places the organism in Eukaryota, Metazoa, Chordata, Mammalia, Rodentia, Caviidae.
GGGGUGGUAAGCGGGUUCCGGGCGGGUGGCCAUGGCGCCGGGGACCUGGCGCUGGGUGCGCGGGGUCUGGGCGGCGUGUCAGCCCCUGUUCCACGGCCGUGCGUUGCUCGUCACCAACACGCUGGGCUGCGGCGUGCUCAUGGCGGCCGGGGACGGCGCGCGGCAGGCCUGGGAGAUCCGUGCGCGGCCCGGCCAGACGUAUAGCCCUCGGCGCUCAGCCCGCAUGUUCGCCGUGGGCUGCAGCAUGGGCCCCUUCCUACACUACUGGUACCUGUGGCUGGACCACGUCCUCCCCGCCGCGGGCCUGCGCGGCCUCCCGAACGUCGUCAGGAAGGUGCUCAUGGACCAGCUGGUGGCCUCGCCGCUGCUGGGCGUCUGGUACUUCCUGGGCCUUGGCUGUCUGGAGGGCCAGACACUGAGUCAGAGCUGCCAGGAGCUGCAGGAGAAGUUCUGGGAAUUCUACAAGGCUGACUGGUGUGUGUGGCCCGCUGCGCAGCUGGUGAACUUUCUUUUCGUGCCCCCCCAGUUCCGGGUCACCUACGUCAACAGCCUGACGCUGGGCUGGGACACGUACCUGUCCUACCUGAAAUAUCGGAUCCCUGCGACUCUAGCGCCCCAGGCUGGGGACUGAGGACUAGAUGCCGGCCAGGGCCAGCCACCUCGGAGCGGGACUGACUCCUCCGGCUGCAGGAUCCCCGCCCUCAGCUCCCCAGCUGUUCUUCGAGAGCUCGUGGCCCAGCGUCUAGGCCCCAGCACUGCCGAGACCACUCCAGGGCGCCCCAUAGCCCUGCCAGAGCCACACUGAGAACCCAUUCAACUGCCAUCCCAGGGUGGCAGGUACCACUACAGCAACACCGCAUUGUCCAUUCGCUUUAUUGGAAUGUGGUGGUGGUGGUGUGACAUUUCCUAGGGGGCCGGGGUGCACGUUGGACACUCACGACGUCAGAACAGGGCUGGGGGCCCAGCAGCCCCCCACCCACUCAGGAAGCUGAGACUGAGGGAGCCUCACCAGACGCUGACCCCAUGGUCCGAAGGGUAUUCGGAGCAGGAUCUCAGGGCGGGCUGGAGGAUACCUCCUGUCACCCAACCGGCCAGUUCCAGGUGUCACCUGGCCUCUGCUUUGCAACCAAGGACUGUGAUGGUAGAUUAGAAAAACCAACCGGGGAGGAGGGCGGCGGAGAGUGGGAAGCGGGAUGUUGUCAAUAAAUAAAUAAAUAACUACGAUAAUAAA